AUGCAAGAUGCAAGUCUCCCCCAUGUUGCACUUGCAAACGACCUCCUCGAGCAUGGGGACGCGCUACGUCUUCCUGACUUCCCUCAAGGAAAUUAUGAAACCUUCAAGCCACCGAAAGCAUGGGGACACCGUGAUGUGCCUGUAACCGAUCCUGCCGACAUACCCAAAGGAUGGACUUCAUGUGACCUAGAUAUUGCUGAGGAUGAUGUCGACGGCAUGAUUGAAAGAUGUCACUGGCGCAUUAAUGAGGGAAUCAUGCCCGACAUUUGGGAAAGGAAACUGAAAAUGUACCAAAAUAUGAAGCAGAGACAGACAGAAAUGAUCAACUCCGAGCCUGCAGGUGUUAGCUGGGAAGUCAUUCAGCGCCUUGAUUCUCUGGAGAGAAUCAAAAAGGACUUUGAUGAGUUUGGAAAUGACAAUGGGAAUACCCCCAACGUGAUAGCCAUCAUGGCUGCCUACCGUUCUGGGGAUCUUGUCUGGAGUGAUGAUCCUGGUUCAGUAACUUACUGGGCACACGGGAAAAUGGUUGCUGGUCCCAAGAAGAUGGACAUGGAGGAAUUCCUCGAUAUUAGUCGGGAGCGUGGCCCACAUGGUAUUUGGGUGGAAGGGGUUACGGUAUCGAUCCGGAAUCCUAACACUUGGAGCAAAAACACAUCGGAACCUACUGUACAAAUCCCUGUUUUGGAGGAUACUGGUGCUGCAGCAAUGAAGAUUUGCCUAUCCGAUCAAGAAUAUCUUGAAAGACUGAGUGGCGCCCCCCUGCCUGUCACUAGUACAACAGACAUGAGCACAGCGGCUGGUCUCAUGCGGGUGAAUAAUGUGGUAUUGCAAGUCAAUAUCUUCAACAAUGAUGAGCCCAUGCUUCCCCGGUGGAUUAAUGUUCGAGCCUGUGUUGGCCGUGACCCCCCUGAUGCUCCAUCCACUCGACUGUCUGGUGUCUGGCUUCACCAUAUGUUAUAUUGUUUGAGUAUGCCUAAUAACACCAAUACUAUGUACAUGGGAACUGAUCUCCAAGAACUUUUGGCAAAUGUACCCCUUUGCAAUCCAGCAUACGCAAUACCACCACCCGUUGAUCCUAUGAUUUGA
Molecule: messenger RNA, 1086 nt
Organism: Penicillium egyptiacum
Lineage: Eukaryota; Fungi; Ascomycota; Eurotiomycetes; Eurotiales; Aspergillaceae
Source: the annotation of a GenBank genome assembly